Closterium sp. Naga37s-1 is the source of this 390-nucleotide messenger RNA. The record is from the annotation of a GenBank genome assembly. Lineage: Eukaryota; Viridiplantae; Streptophyta; Zygnematophyceae; Desmidiales; Closteriaceae.
CCGGAUCAGCAGCAGCAGCAGCAGCAGCAGCCGCAGCAGCAACAGCAGCAGCCGGGACAGCAGCCGGGGCAGCAGCAGCAGCAGCAGCCGGGCCAGCAGCAGCAGCAGCAGCGGCAACCGGGACAGCAGCAGCAGCAGCAGCAGCAGCAGCAGCAGCAGCGGCAGCAGCAGCAGCAGCCUCAGCAGCCUCAGCAGCCGCAGCACCAGCACGGGAUGGAGGAGGGGAGAGUGGGGAAUCGGGAGAAAGAGCGUAGCCAGUUCAGAGAGAGCGACGCUGAUCACAACAAGCACGCAGUGGCUGGUGAUGGCACUCUCACCUCGAGACAUUCCCAAGUCACAGGGUCCAGGGAUGGAGGAGGGGAGAGUGGGGAAUCGGGAGAAAGAGCGUAG